AUGGGGGUGCUGAUGUCCAAGCGGCAGACUGUCGAGCAGGUGCAGAAGGUGAGCCUGGCUGUGUCGGCCUUCAAGGAUGGACUACGGGACAGGCCUUCCAUUAGACGUGGGGGUGAGCUACCAGGGUCUCGCCGCGGCACUGUGGAGGGCUCUGUUCAGGAAGUACAGGAAGAAAAAGAAGCAGAGACCAGUGCCCCCGUGGUUCAGGAAGAGAGCAGCAUCAACCGUGCAGCCUGGGAGAGGCUCCGAGAUGGGCGUGGAGUUGAGCCUGAGGAGUUUGACAGGACCAGUCGAUUCACACCGCCUGCCUUCAUCCGACCCACUCGGAAGCUGGAUGACGACAAACCUCCAGAUAUCUGCCUGGAUCCCCGGGAGUCUGUUGUCAACGAUGAGAUGUGUGAUAUCUGCGAAGUCUGGACCGCUGAGAGCCUCUUCCCAUGCCGCGUCUGCACCAGGGUCUUCCACGACGGCUGUCUGCGCCGCAUGGGCUACCUCCAAGGGAACAGUGCAGCGGAGGUGACAGAGAUGGCCCACACCGAAACUGGCUGGAGCUGCUACUACUGUGACAACCUUAACCUGCUGCUCACCGAGGAGGAGAUGUACAGCCUCACAGAGACCUUUCAGCGGUGUAAAGUCAUCCCUGAUUGCUCCCUGACCCUGGACGACUUCGUGCGCUACCGCCACCAAGCAGCAAAGCGAGGGGAUAGCAACAGGGCCCUGAGCGAUGAGCAAGAGGAACAGGCAGCCCGCCAGUUUGCAGCGUUGGAUCCUGAACACCGAGGCCACAUAGAGUGGUCCGACUUCUUGUCCCAUGAAUCUCUCCUACUGCUGCAGCAGCUGCGUCCCCAGAACUCUCUAUUGAGGCUUCUCACUGUCAAGGAGAGGGAACGAGCCCGGGCCACCUUCCUGGCACGGGGCAGCGGGAACAGCAUUAGUGAGGCAGAGUGCCACCAUGCCCGGCACUCCUGGUUCUGCAAACGCCUGGCAGAGGCGUCCUCCUGCAGUGUCAGCAUCAGCCACGUGGGUCCCAUAGCAGAGAGCAGCCCAGCCGGCAGCAGUAGCAAGAGUGAAGAUAAGACCCUGCUGCCCGCAGAGCAGGAGUCCAGAUCUGUGGACUGGCCCACCUUCCUAAGAGAGAAUGUCAUCUACAUCUUGGCUGCUCGUCCUAACAGUGGAGCGAUUCACCUGAAACCCCCAGGAUAG
Arvicola amphibius (Eurasian water vole) is the source of this 1203-nucleotide messenger RNA. It is a transcript of the gene Phf24, whose product is annotated as PHD finger protein 24. The transcript has 7 exons. The coding region runs from base 1 to 1203 and encodes 400 amino acids. The record is from RefSeq and is a predicted model, not a curated record. NCBI's taxonomy places the organism in Eukaryota, Metazoa, Chordata, Mammalia, Rodentia, Cricetidae.